Molecule: messenger RNA, 681 nt
Organism: Arachis duranensis
Lineage: Eukaryota; Viridiplantae; Streptophyta; Magnoliopsida; Fabales; Fabaceae
Product: protein LURP-one-related 10-like
Exons: 4
Coding region: 1-681 (226 amino acids)
Source: RefSeq, a predicted model, not a curated record
AUGGGAACUGAGCUCAUCUCAAUUAUCAACACUAAGUAUUGCAAACCUGCUUCUAUCAAUAUAAAGAUUGAAACUGACAAGGGUGUCGCAUACAUCAACAACGAAGUCAUUUUUCGUAUUCAUGAACCUUCUUUCUCACUCGAGGACCGUCGUGUUAUAUACGAUGUUUCUGGAAACCCUGUUUUCACUCUAUCAAAGAAGAUAAUAUCGAUGCAUGAUAGAUGGAGAGUUUUCAAAGGUCAAAGCACAAAUUCCAGUGAUUUGCUGUUUUCAGCGAAGCGAUCAACGUUUUUAAUCCCAGAAAAGAAGAAUAUUGAUCUUAAUGUGUAUCUGGCUAAAAAUACCAAAGAAAGUGUGUGGGACUUUAAGGUUUGCGCUGGUGCUGAGAAAAGGUCUUGCGAUAUUUGUGCUCAUGGAUCGUCUACCCUUCUUGCCAAGAUGACGAAGAAUAAAGAGGCCUUCGAGGUAGAGGUUCAACCAAACGUGGAUUAUGGCUUCAUAGUUGCACUGCUUACCAUUGUUGAUGAGAUCAAACACACUGAGUCUUCGUCUACCAAUUAUAAUGAUGAAGUCAAGGUUGCGGAAGCAGCUCUGAAUACCAUAUCUGUGGGUGCAAACACUUAUAAUAAUAACAACAUAGUAACUACUUUAGAUGAUGACACAAAUGGAGAGGCUGGUUAA